UUGUGCGUCUUCGAACACCAAUUCCUGUAUUUAUUACACAGAAAGCGAAGUGUCUCUCCCUCUCAAGUCGCCGUGACUCAGAUGGCCCUCCUUCCUCCAAAGGGCCCGACGAACGUUCAACGACUUACUUGACUGGACUUCCCCUGCCGUCUCGUUUUGUUUGGUCAUACCUGCCGAGUUAUGAUGUGAAGCUGCUCUUCUUAAAUCUUUCAAUCUUUCUUCUCGUGGCUACCGGAGGGGAAAAGCCAUGUCUUUUCGCGGCGUGCGUUUCUUUCUUCUCCCUGCUCUUGUGAUUGAUCUUCUCCUGGCUUCUACAGUUGUGUCCUAUCUCAACAGUAUGAAUUUCUGUAGUUCUCCUUUCAACUGCAGCAACUCAACUCCAAUUCUCUUCCCCUUCAGUUCUCUCAAUUCUUCUUGCGGUUUCAACCUCAUAUCAUGCAACGGGAACGUCACUAAGAUUCGUCUAUUCGACAGCGAUUUCAUUGUUAAACGAAUCACAUACCUUGAUCGUAGCAUUGAAGUUCGCUACCCAGCUGCGUAUGAGACAAAACUUUGCUCAUCACCUCAAAACUUCACCCUCUCUGGAAGACUCCUUACUAGUGGUAUCCGGGUCUUUGGUGUCAACCUUACCUUCUUCAAGUGCAAUUCUGCUAAUGAUUGGCUUCUGCGACCUCCGUCCUCAUGGAAGAGAAAAGACUGUGCUGAUGGCUCUUUGCUGUAUUAUUAUUACAGUCCACAGGAACAGAUAAAGCUGCCUCUUAAUAUCCAUCGCCUCAAUUGUUCGAUGUAUGAAAUCCCUGCUGGUGUUGAGGAGUCCGUGUCUGCAAACCUUUCUGCCAUAUUGAGUGGUGGAUUUUUUCUUCGCUGGAGUUUUGAUUGCCUCGAGUGUAAUACCAGUGGGGGCAAGUGUGUAUUUGGAGAAGAUGAUGCCCCUGCUUGUUACUGCAAAGAUGGAUCAGUGAACCAUAAAAAUUGCUCUGAUGGAUCAUCUUCAAAAUCAGCUGGACGCACAGGCAAAUGGAAAACCAUUACAGGUCUAGGCGCAGCAGCUUUCAGCGGCAUUUUUCUGUUAGUAUGUUUAUUGUUCUACCUCAUUCGUUCUCUUUUCCAACCCCAUCCACCGGUAAAAGUAGAGAAGUUCUUAGUUGAUUACCAAACUCUUACAACCAUUAGAUACACAUACAAUGACAUAAUCAAGAUGACAAAGAAGUUCAAGCAUAAAGUUGGGCAGGGUGGCUAUGGCAGCGUCUUUCAGGGAUGGUUGCCCAAUGGCACAGUAGUGGCCGUAAAGCUAAUCGAAAAAUCACAUAACGACGGGGAAGAAUUUUGUAAUGAAGUUGUCACCAUUGGCAGGAUCCACCAUGUCAAUGUGGUUCGCCUUCUUGGCUUUUGCGUUGAAGGGUCUCGAAGAGCACUUGUAUAUGAAUUCAUGUCAAAUGGUUCACUUGAGAAGUUUACAAACACCACAGAUGUAGGACAGUGCUUGUUAAGGGAAAGGUUAUAUGAUAUAGCACUAGGAAUUGCUAGGGGAAUUGAAUAUCUACAUCAAGGCUGCGAUCAAAGAAUCAUCCACUUCGACAUUAAGCCGCAUAACAUUCUUCUAGACCACGACUUUACACCAAAGAUUUCUGAUUUUGGCCUAGCAAAAUCAUUUUGUAAGGAGCGAAACAGUGUAACUAUUACAGAAGGCAAAGGCACAAUCGGUUAUAUUGCUCCCGAGUUAUUUUAUGGCAAUUCCAGGCAUGUGUCGCAUAAAUCUGAUGUUUAUAGCUUUGGAAUGCUACUGAUGGCAAUGGUUGGGUUGAAAGAAAAAAUUGGUCCAGCUGAUGGAUCUUCUAGUGAAGCGUAUUUUCCUCAGUGGAUUCAUGACACUAUUUCUAAUGAUCAGAAGUUUGAAGGCAUUGGAGAAGAUGAAGAUGAAAUGGUACGGAAUGUAGCCACUAUAGCCUUGUGGUGCAUACAAUGGAGUCCGAUUGAUAGGCCAUGUAUGAAGGAAGUUGUCAGGAUGUUUGGGGUAGCACAUCAAACUUGACAAUGCCUCCCAAACAUUUUUGCCCUGCAAUUCAACCCGACUACAUGAUUGAAGCUCUUGACUCUUCAUCUCUACAUACUCCGGUUACUAGUUUGGAACUUUAAGAAGUUUGGGAAGAUGAAAAAAUGAUUGGCAGCAUUUACUCUGAACUCUUCACCAGUUUGUGCAAUAUUUUGCCAAGGUAUACAUGAUAUUUUGUGAUACUUUCCCGAAUCAAAUAUUUCGCUUCCCUUUUAACAUUGAGAAAUAUUUUGA
Messenger RNA from Nymphaea colorata (pocket water lily), 2287 nucleotides. RefSeq names its product rust resistance kinase Lr10-like. The transcript is spliced from 3 exons. Gene Ontology annotation, biological process: protein phosphorylation. The record is from RefSeq and is a predicted model, not a curated record. Bases 248 to 2032 code for a protein of 594 amino acids. Lineage: Eukaryota; Viridiplantae; Streptophyta; Magnoliopsida; Nymphaeales; Nymphaeaceae. Gene Ontology annotation, molecular function: protein kinase activity; ATP binding.